Molecule: messenger RNA, 729 nt
Organism: Adineta steineri
Lineage: Eukaryota; Metazoa; Rotifera; Eurotatoria; Adinetida; Adinetidae
Source: the annotation of a GenBank genome assembly
AUGGCGGCGCAUAGGAAAGUGUCUACUCGUAUUGUUUGUAUAUCCGAUACUCAUUCAAAUUAUGGUUUCACCUUACCGGAUGGUGAUAUUCUUAUACAUGCUGGUGAUUUAACACAAACAGGUAAACGUGAUGAAUGUGAAUAUGUUUUAAAUUGGUUUAAAAGUUUAAAACAAUUUCGUUUAAAAAUAUUAAUUGCUGGUAAUCAUGAUGUAACACUUGAUAAAACAUAUUAUGAUACAAAUUGGAAAUGGAUUCAUAUGGAACCGGAAAAUACUAUAGAAAUUAUUAACAUGUUUAAUGAUUCAACACUUCAAAAUGAUUAUGGAAUUAUUUAUUUACAGGAUCAAAUAUUUAUUGAUCCUGUAACUCAAUUAAAAUUUUAUGGAAGUCCAUGGCAACCUGCAUUUUGUAAUUGGGCAUUUAAUAUUAAACGUGAUAGUGAAGAGAUUCGUUCAGUAUGGAAUAAGAUACCAUUGGAUACAGAUAUUUUAAUAACACAUGGUCCACCAUAUAGUAUUCUUGAUUCAACAAAAGGAAAAGAACAUGCUGGUUGUAAAGCAUUAUUUGAACGUGUACAAAUUAUUAAACCAAAACUUCAUGUAUUUGGACAUAUACAUGAAGGAUAUGGAAAACAACAAGAUGAUGAUGAACAAACUAUAUUUGUUAAUGCAUCUACAUGUGAUCUUGCUUAUCGUCCAGUACAACCACCUAUUGUUGUUGAGUUAUGA